ACUAGUCCAUUUCAUUGUGUUUGUGAAAUCUAUUUAACUAGUUUUGUCCGUUUUACCGAAUCUUACUUACAAAUUUAGAAUAAAAACGAGAUUUCUCGCAGCUUAGCUUCUUGUAAUACAAACGAGAAUAAAUAAAUGUGUAUCUGAACCAACUUAAACAAUGGAGAACGAUAUCAACAAACCAUACAAGAUUUGUGAUGUAAACCGAGACAAGAAGAAAGGCAUUGUGGCUGUUUCCUUGGAGGAUUUAUUGACUAAAGUACCAGACAAGUUGGGUUUACCUUCUGAGAAUCUAACAGUAGUGUUAGAGUCCGACGGGACGGAGGUAGAUGAUGAAGAAUAUUUUUCUACACUUGAUCCUGACACUUCACUUAUGAUUCUACAUGGAAACGAAAAGUGGGCGCCAAAUAUGCCGAAGUGCCAAGUGUCUCUUGAUCAGACCGAUGAAGUAACAUUGGGAGAUAAAGGCCAAGUUGCAAACCUUGUUGGGCGGCUACAGCAUAACCUGUGCCACAUAUCUUUACUAGGCGGUCAGGAUUUAGAACUACUAUCUGAUAUGGAUCCCGACAGUCUCGCCGACAUUGUUACUGAUAGAGACAACAGAAUCAUUUUGGAACACAUCAAAGAAGCCUCAGGAAGAAUAUUAUUGGAAAAGCGACAGGCACAAGAUGCAAUGGAACUUCUGAAACUGUACCACCAGAGUGUUGCUAAUGGAGCUGAAGAUAUAACUCCACCGCCAAAGCAAGAGAGGGUGUAGGAAUGAGUGUAUUAGUUUCCAUCAAAUUACUAGUAUUAACCCUCAAUUAUUUUUAAGGGAUAGAAAAAAGUCUCAAAAGUUUACAAAGAUUUUUAUUAAUUUUUAAGGUUCAAUAUGUAAAAACAAGAAAGAUUAUUUGUUUUAACAUAUUGAAUUUUUUAGCAAAAUUAAGAGAGUUGCCUAAAAUCAUCUCAGUUUACCAAUCUUGAUAAUAAAUAAUUAUUUAAUACACCAAUUAAUGAGGCCUUUCACAGUUCAGAUUUUUAUAGAAUUUGUAACUUUGAGUUAAUUUUUUGUGCAUUAAAUGUUUUUUAAGUCUAACCAUUCUAUCAUGCAGUUUGUUAGAAGAGGUAAGAACUAAGCAGGUAGUUAUGUGAUGAAAUUGUAGAUGUUAAUUAAAUAAGACUUUAAUCUUAUGAAUAUGAGCUGAAUUGAAAGUAUUAGUAUGUUAUCAGUAUAAGACAUAUUAUAAGGUAACAUGUGAAUAAUAUAAUGUUAAAUAUUUCUUAAAUACCAAAUUAUUUUCAUUUGAUGAUAUUUUAGCAAUAGCCUUAAUUUUAAAAUUUUGUUUCACACAAUGUGUUUACCAAUCAGUGGUUGAUUUGGAUUUUUCAUGGAAUUGUUUAUUGUUACGCUGGCAUUGAAUCCUAACAUGUUAAGGAUAAAACUUUAUUUAUUUGUUUAUUAUAAAACCAAAAUAUUGCUAACACCACAUUUCUCCAAAUGUUUAGGACAUUAUAAUAGAUUUGCUAGAAUAUCAACAUUUUAGAUGGUCACUAUUUUCUUACUAUGUCUGCUCAUUUUGUAAACUUUUGAGGAAUAAAUUGCCACAAGGUUGAUAAACAACAUCAAUUCAAAAGACUGAUAGUUGGUAAACUAUUUCUUUUUUAUAUAGUUUUACCCCUAGAUUAAGAUAUUAUUAUUUCAAUUCCAAAUUUGCUCAAACCAUUCAAAUAUUAUGUAAGUUUUCCUAUGUUCAAACCCACUGCCAUCUAAUCACUGUCUUAUUAAAUCAUACCAAUGUGUUAACCCAUACAAUAUUUUAGAAAGUGUAAUUAAAGGGUGUGAAUUGAAUGGAUUAUUCCCUUAAGCAUAUUAUUAUUAGAUCUUAAGAAGAGUACAUACUUUCUUGUGCUCUAUAUUGAAUAAAAAUAUAUGUUUGCACUAUUUAUGAAUGUAUCUUUUUAAAACAUAAAGCUGUGUGCACAACCAGCAAAAUUAUGUAAUGCUGAAUCUCAUUGCUUAGGUAUUUAUUCUAAGUCUAGGUAUAUUGAAAUAGCGCCUAUUUAGUAUAUGUAUGUAUUACAUGAACACAUUUAUUACAUUGUCAUAACUUAUUGAAAUUUGUUACUUUUAAAAAAUGUACAAGUAAAAUUGAUUUCCAUGCUCUCAUGCACUUUCAAAAGUAACUUUCAAUGCUUUGUUAUAUGAAAUCAAUAUUAAACUAGUGCUCCAAUCAAUAAUGCAUGAGUUGUUUAACACUAAUACCUGUUAUAUUGUAAAAUAAGAACCUUAAUUCAUGUUAAAAUCUAGUGCCAAUGUAAGAAAAAUAGUAGCAAUCUAUAUACAUAAAAUAUGUACCUACUUCUUUUAUCAACUUCUUGAAUAUUUUGGUGUUAGCUCAGUUUAUUUGGCAUUAUAUUUGUUGAAGUAUUUCAAUAUAAUUUGCAAUGUAACUAGAGCAGGAUGCAAACUUUGUAUUGGUAUUAUAGGAAUUGUUGAAUCUGCCAUAAUUCCUAUAGUGGAAUUGAUAGAACUUGUAACUUUUUUUCUGUGCACAAUAUAUAAAAUUGUCGGGCUUUUGUAUUUUUCAUUU
Molecule: messenger RNA, 2573 nt
Organism: Amyelois transitella
Lineage: Eukaryota; Metazoa; Arthropoda; Insecta; Lepidoptera; Pyralidae
Gene: Drep1
Product: DNA fragmentation factor subunit alpha
Exons: 2
Coding region: 161-757 (198 amino acids)
Biological process (GO): regulation of apoptotic process; apoptotic process
Source: RefSeq, a predicted model, not a curated record